AUGGCUUCUUUCCGACUAACGAUCGAGGAUGGUCAGUUCCGAGACGGCCAUGGCCGACAGGUCGUGCUGCGCGGGAUCAAUGUGGCGGGCGACGCAAAGCUACCGUCUGAACCUAAUCAACCAUCCCACAUCGGCGACGACUUUUUCAAUGGCGACAAUGUUCGGUUUCACGAGCGCCCGUUCAGCAAACAAGACGCGCCGACGCAUUUUGCGAGAAUAAAGCGCUAUGGUUUCAACACUAUUCGCUACCUUUUCACGUGGGAAGCCAUCGAGGCAGCUGGUCCGGGCAUCUAUGACGACGACUUCAUACAGCAUACCAUUGAGAUUUUACGAAUAGCCAAGUCCUACGGCUUCUACGUAUUCAUGGAUCCUCACCAAGACGUUUGGUCCAGGUUCACCGGCGGCUCAGGAGCUCCCUUGUGGACGCUUUAUGCUUGCGGCCUGAACCCCCAGAGCUUCGCUGCGACCGAGGCUGCCAUUGUGCAAAACACGUACCCUGAGCCGGACAGCUUCCCCAAAAUGAUUUGGUCGACCAACUAUCACAGACUUGCCGCAGGAACCAUGUUUACGCUAUUCUUUGCCGGCAAGGAUUUUGCGCCGAAUUGCAUCCUCGACGGCGUGAAUAUCCAGGACUAUUUGCAGAGUCACUUCAUCAAUGCCUGUGCACAUUUAGCCAAGCGAAUAAACGAAGCGGGAGACCUUUUGGAUCAAGUUGUCGUUGGCUGGGAAAGCAUGAAUGAACCGAACAGAGGCAUGACGGGCUACGUGGACUUGACCGUCAUUCCCAAGGACCACCCCUUGAAGAAGGGUACCUGCCCCACAAUGUGGCAGACCUUCUUGACGGGCAUGGGCAGAGCUUGCGAGAUUGACACGUGGGACAUGGGAGGUUUGGGUCCGUACAGAACCGGUUCUACGCUGGUCGACCCCCGUGGAGAGAUUGCCUGGCUACCGGAAGGCUACGACGAUUCAAAGUACGGCUGGAAGCGUCAUCGUGGGUGGAAGCUGGGCGAGUGUCUGUGGGCGCAGCACGGAGUAUGGGACCUGUCGACAGACACUAUGCUCAAGAAGGACUACUUUUCCAAGAAUCCGAGGACGGGGAAAACGAUUGACUACCCCGAGUUUACCAAUUCGUACUUUCUGGACUUUUGGAGAAAGUAUAGCAAAGCAUGUCGAGCCCAUCACAACGACUGCAUCAUGCUGAUGCAAUAUCCCACACUGGAGCUCCCUCCACUGAUCAAGGGAACCGAAGAUGACGACCCGCUCAUGGCAUUCACGCCACACUUUUACGACGGCAUCACGUUGAUGACGAAGCACUGGAAUAGCACGUGGAACGUUGACGUGGUCGGCGUGCUUCGUGGCAAGUAUCUCCAUCCCGCUUUUGCCAUCAAAAUCGGCGAAACGGCCAUCAGAAACUGUUUGAGGGACCAGCUUGCCACGCUUCGACAAGAGGGUCUGGAUCGUACAGGAAAGCAUCCGUGCCUGCUCACCGAGUUUGGUAUUCCGUACGACAUGGACGACAAGAAGGCAUAUAAAACCGGCGACUACUCGAGCCAAUCAGCUGCCUUGGACGCAAACUACUAUGGCGUAGAAGGUUCGCAGAUUGAGGGACACUGCCUCUGGGUCUAUACUGUCAUCAAUGACCAUGAGCGUGGCGAUCAGUGGAACGGCGAGGAUCUCUCCAUCCAUUCCCUCGACGACAAGCUGCCGCCGCUCUCUCCUCUGCCAAAAAGCGCUUUGGUCAACCAGUCCGCCACCAGCCUUUUGAAGCUUUCCACGACGAUGAACAACAAAAGUAUGGGCGACGAUGAGAGUGUCACACCGGGCAACAUCCAGCGCACAUUGACCACGCAAUCCAUCAGCUCCAGCCUGUCAGCGAAGGAUCCCGAGUUGACCAAUGCUCCGGGAUACCGAGCUGCGGAGGUGUUCAUCCGACCAACGCCAACCGUGGUAGCGGGCAACGUGCUGUCUACUGGCUUUGAUCUCCGGCGAUGCGUGUACGAGCUGAAGGUAUCGGCUCCAAAGCCGGCAGGGGACGACGCGCCGACUGUUGUUUUCCUUCCCGAGUACCAUUUCGUGAAGGAUCAAUGUGAGAUAUCUGUCUCGGCUGGAAGGUGGGAACUUGGUUUCGACGAAAGUGAAGGGCCCAUUCUCCAGCGGCUGAAGUGGUGGCAUCCAGAAGGAGAGCAUACCAUGAGGGUUCAAGGUGUUGUCCGAAAACACAAUGUUCCACAGGGAUCAGCGGAAGAAGCCGGAUAUCUCGAACAAUGCCAGCAAGGCUACGGUUUCAAUCUUGGGAACUGCACGCUCAUGUGA
Molecule: messenger RNA, 2313 nt
Organism: Ustilaginoidea virens
Lineage: Eukaryota; Fungi; Ascomycota; Sordariomycetes; Hypocreales; Clavicipitaceae
Exons: 1
Coding region: 1-2313 (770 amino acids)
Biological process (GO): carbohydrate metabolic process; ergosteryl 3-beta-D-glucoside catabolic process
Molecular function (GO): steryl-beta-glucosidase activity
Source: RefSeq, a predicted model, not a curated record